AGCGGCGUGGCCGUGGAGCAGGCGGUGGUGGACUUCGAGCGGCUGGGCGAGCACGCCGAUGCCUUCCGCGGCCACGACGUGGGCUUCUGCUGCCUGGGCACCACCCGGAGCAAAGCGGGUGCGGAUGGCUUUGUCCGUGUGGACCGGGACUACGUGGCACAGGCAGCCGAGCUGGCGCGGGCAGGGGGCUGCAAACACUUCGUCCUGCAGUCCUCCCAGGGAGCAAACGAGCGCAGCAGCUUUCUGUACCUGCGGGUGAAGGGAGAAGUGGAGAAACUGGUUAAGGCUGUUGGCUUUGACCGCUGCACCAUUCUUCGGCCAGCGGUGCUGCUGUGUGCACGCCAAGAGUUCCGCCCCACCGAAUGGAUCACGCAACGGAUUCUGGGAUUCACCGCCUGGUUCUUCCCCACUGCUUACUCAGUGCCUGUAGAAACGGGCAGGGCGAUGGUGGCCAGUGUGCUGCAGCCGAGUGGGGAGAAGGUGGAGGUGCUGGAGAACAAAGCCAUCCAUCAGCUGGGAAAGGCAGUGCCACAGCCGGGCACGUAGAGCAAAAGGCAUGGGCAAUAAGUGGUUGGCUGACCUUCUGGAUUCUCUUCCGGGCUGAUGAUGAAUGUAUGGGAUAAUAGUGGAGUGUUUGCAUGGACAAUGGGGAGCUGGGGUGCAAAUCUGGGUAAGCAUUUUAUAAUUUAAACAAUUCCUUGAAUUGAGACCUUGAAUAAAACCCUGUGACUGGCCUGUG
This is a messenger RNA of Meleagris gallopavo (turkey), 739 nucleotides long. It is a transcript of the gene HTATIP2, whose product is annotated as HIV-1 Tat interactive protein 2. Gene Ontology annotation, cellular component: cytoplasm. The record is from RefSeq and is a predicted model, not a curated record. Lineage: Eukaryota; Metazoa; Chordata; Aves; Galliformes; Phasianidae. Gene Ontology annotation, biological process: import into nucleus.